Molecule: messenger RNA, 4116 nt
Organism: Liolophura sinensis
Lineage: Eukaryota; Metazoa; Mollusca; Polyplacophora; Chitonida; Chitonidae
Product: inosine-5'-monophosphate dehydrogenase 1b-like
Exons: 17
Coding region: 215-1876 (553 amino acids)
Biological process (GO): GTP biosynthetic process
Cellular component (GO): cytoplasm
Molecular function (GO): IMP dehydrogenase activity
Source: RefSeq, a predicted model, not a curated record
CGUCGAGUGGUUUACAGGCAGUGGUUGACAGAUACUGCUUUAGCUUAUUGCUUGGGGGUACAGUGUGUUCGGCGGACGGACAUCAAUGUUGCACGGGCUGAUUGUGCACAGCACCCCGUAGAAUGUGUGCAGUAAAGCGUGACGAGAGCUUGUGAGAUAGGUAAUCCGUCCUGGCAGACUGGAGACAGACUAGCCCACGUACGGCUACAAGCACAUGUCGUCUAUGAUGCAAGGCCGUCCAUCCCCUGGCCACGAAACCUUGGCUAGACGCUGCACCACCAAGUUACUUCAUCUCGGAGCCGAAGGCCCCAGCAUGGCGGACUAUUUGAUAUCAGGAGGGACAGGUUACGUGCCGGACGAUGGACAGACUGGUGCACAACUCUUUGGCUACGGGGAUGGACUAACUUAUGAUGAUUUCUUGAUAUUACCAGGGUUUAUAGACUUCACUGCAGAGGAAGUGGAUCUCACAUCGGCAUUAACAAAGAAGAUAACAUUAAAAGGACCAGUGGUAUCGUCACCAAUGGACACAGUGACAGAGUCCCAAAUGGCCAUAGGAAUGGCGUUGUGUGGGGGCAUUGGGAUUAUUCACCAUAAUUGUACACCAGAGUUUCAGGCAAAUGAAGUGAGGAAAGUAAAGAAAUAUGAGCAAGGGUUUAUUGUGGAUCCAGUAGUUAUGUCACCACAGCACACAGUCCAUGACGUGUUUGAAUCAAAAAAACGCUAUGGUUUUUCUGGGAUCCCUGUAACUGAAAAUGGCAAAUUAGGUGGCCGUCUGGUCGGCCUUGUUACCCAAAGAGACAUCGACUUCCUUACGAGGGACCAAUAUGGCACACCAUUGGCAGAGGUAAUGACGAAGAGAGAAGAUCUGGUUGUGGCUCACCAUAAAGUAGAUUUAAAAGAAGCUCAACAAAUCCUACAGAAAAGUAAAAAGGGUAAACUACCUAUAAUUAAUGACAAUGGAGAGCUAGAAGCAUUGAUAGCCAGGACUGAUAUCAAGAAGGGCAGAGAAUUUCCAUUGGCAUCAAAAGAUGAAAGGAAGCAGCUGCUAGUGGGUGCAGCCAUUGGAACACACGAGGAAGACAAAAGGAGAUUAGAUUUGCUGUACAGUGCUGGGGUUGAUGUUGUUGUUCUGGUUCGUGAAAACUUUGCAGACUCAUCCCAAGGCAAUUCAGUGUUUCAGAUAGAUUUAAUCCGCUAUAUUCGCCAAAAAUAUCCAGAUCUUCAAGUUGUAGGAGGCAAUGUUGUUACAGCCGCUCAAGCCAAGAAUCUCAUUGAUGCUGGAGCUGAUGCACUGAGGGUAGGGAUGGGCUCGGGCUCUAUUUGUAUCACACAGGAAGUGAUGGCCGUGGGUCGGCCGCAGGGGACGGCUGUGUACAAAGUGGCCGAAUAUGCUCGAAGAUUUGGUGUUCCUGUGAUAGCAGAUGGGGGAAUCUCUUCUGUGGGGCAUACAAUUAAAGCCUUGUCCCUUGGUGCCUCAACUGUGAUGAUGGGUUCGUUGCUGGCAGGUACGACAGAGGCCCCAGGCGAGUAUUUCUUUGCUGAUGGAGUGAGAUUGAAAAAGUACAGGGGUAUGGGAUCACUGGAUGCUAUGGAAGCACACAAAGGCAGUCAAAGUCGGUAUUUUACAGAAAGUGACAAGAUAAAAGUUGCUCAGGGGGUGUCCGGGUCUAUUGUUGAUAAAGGCUCCAUACAUAAGUUUGUUCCCUACCUGAUAGCUGGAAUUCAACAUGGCUGCCAAGAUAUCGGUGCAAAGAGCCUGUCAAUUCUCAGAUCAAUGAUGUACUCUGGAGAGCUGAAGUUUGAACGUCGCACAGUGUCGGCUCAGAUGGAAGGGGGAGUGCAUAGUCUUCAUUCGUUUGAGAAAAGACUAUAUUAACAACGAACAAAGAUCACACUUGAGGUUGAUGUGAAGCAGAAGAACCUGUUAACAUGCAAUCCCAUUUAAGUUAUUUAGGCAGCCAUUCCACACCAUGGAAAGACUUGCUAUGGAUGGCAGAGCAGAAUGAUGGAGGGAGGCAUCUUUAUGGGGCUCAUACUGAAUAAUCAGGGACAUACCUAGGGAACAUAUUAACUCAUUAUAAGGCUGGAAGAUGUGGUCAGCUCAGAAACAAUUUCUGACUUUUUGAAAGCUUCUGUCGUGAUGCGUGGGUGUACCUGUGUUACUUUGUAUGCAAAUUUCACAUUAUUUUCACCUGACCUAGCCCCUCACGCUGUAAUUCUCCUUCACUUCAGUGCUGUGUGUUAAAAAAACAAGCUUUUACCUACACUAUUUGCCUCCACAUAUCUCUGUUGUAUGGUUAGAGGUUAUGGCAGUAGCCCUUCUAGGCUUUCUAGUCAGCAGUGGUUGUGAAGUGGGAAGUUUUAGAUGUACUAGGGAUUGACUGAAUUUAAUUGUUUAUCAAUUUGAUAUUAGGGAAUGUAGAGAUGUCAAGGAGUGCCUUUAUGUGGGACUGCAAUUUACAGCAGGCAGGUGAGCAGUCAGUGGUCUUUAUUUAAUAAUCACUGUUAAUUUGAUGAAAGCAGACUAAUUUACUUGAAACUUACUCCUGUCGGAAGAGAUGCACUUAACAUGGGCCCUCUCUUUGAUGUGUGAGAAAACUGUUACCUAUAAUGAAAAUGGCUGUGCUUGUUGUGUCUAUAUAGAAACUUACACCUGGUGGCCAUUGGGGGACACCUUGUGGGUUUAUCUGAACUUUGUUGUAUCAUAUACACUGAACACAUUAGGGUAUCAGUCUAGGGCCUUUGGUACACUACAUGAUUAUAGCUUCAAACAUACAGUACGCUACAGUGGUGGUAUGUGGUGAAUGUUUUUCAUCAGGACAUGAGCCGUGCAUGUCCUAUGUGUAGUGGAGUACAUAUUAACAGCUUCUUAAUUAUUAGGUUUGGCUUUGGCAAAUUGCUUUAAUGGAUCCAGUCGACACACUUUUAACAAAUGGUACAAUGUACGUCUUUCUUAUACAUGACCAUUUUAUUAAGUACCACUUUACACAUUUUCCUGUUUUUCAAUGUUUAAAGUCUGAAACAGUUUCAUUUAUUUUCUUGUUAUUUGUUGUGUAAAUGUUAAAUAUAGGCAGGGUCUUUUUCACGUAUUGAAUUUCUCUCAGGUUUUUGUUAAGACCAGAAACAGACCUGCAGUUAAAUUGUGGAUGUUUAGCUCUCGUUACUAAUGAAAACGAAAAUAUGUCAUGAUGAACUCAUCAUACAUUUCUUGUGUUGUUUUUUGGUUUGUUUUUGUGCUGUUAUGUACAAAUUUAUUGAUGCUGUUCAAGUUCAAACUAGAAGACGGGAGUCUUUUAAUCUGUUAUGAGAUCACAAUUUAUAAACAGUCCACAUCCACAUCCACAUGUACAAAAAUGGCAACUAUGCCACAUCGCAUUUUCCUGCUCAAGUACAGGUAUUACUUGAAUGUAGAGUCAUGACCCUUUGAUAUGGGUAUUAAAAUGAUUGUAUGACAAUAAAUGAAAUUAAAAUUUGUGUAUAAGAAUGCUUUUAUUUUUGUUUUUAUGUGAAGUCUCAGUAGUAAAUUGGAAGUGUUACAUCAUUCAUUAUACAUUUUGUGAAUACUUAAAGAAAAGAAAGUGUUGUAAAUACCCACCGGUGAAUGCAAGUGAUGGGUGAAUUGGUAAAAAAAAUAGGAAAGUCUUAUAUAAGGUGCAGCGAAUUAAAUGUUGGCGCUCGUGAAUUAUCUAUACUCUACUGUGGAUCAAGUAAAUAUUGUGUACUUAGUGUUUAGAUAACAGCCGGUUCAUGGACACAAUAUUGUGUACUUAGUGUUUAGAUAACAGCCGGUUCAUGGACACGCACUUCCCUAUCAAGUCUACAUGGAAGUUUCCGAGAACAGUCAGGCACUCUGUACCCUGUACCAAAACUGUCCCUCUACCAGCAGUAAUAUGUUUCUUAUCGUAAGAUUAAAUCGUUAUUAACCAAACAAACGCAAAUGGUUAAGGUACAGAAUUACACAUAUACAUGUGAAAAACCGCUUUUGUGACAUGUCUUUCAGUGCUUCUCUGUAGAUCAUGCAUAUACGUGCAUAUGUAUUAUUUCUCCCAGUGCCAUGAGAAAUCUUCAGACUGAAAACAAACUGAUCAGUUGUUCCCAUUAAUUUGAUAAUUCACG